AUGGCCUUGAAUGUACCCAAAGACUCUGAGGAGGCGAAAGCGCUGGUAGGAUCUCUCCGACAGAACGCGGACAACAGAGUCUGUUUUGACUGUCCACAAAAGAACCCGAGUUGGUGCAGCGUCACCUACGGCAUUUUCUUGUGUAUGGACUGUUGUGGACGCCAUCGUGGCAUGGGUGUUCAUAUUUCAUUUAUGCGGUCGGCCGAUCUGGACAGCUGGAGGCCGGAAGAGGCCCUUCGAAUGGCACUUGGUGGAAACGCAGCAGCUCGGGAUUUCUUCAAGCAACACGGAUGUAAUGAUCCCAAGAUGCGGUACAACGCUCCCGCAGCUCAACUGUACCGGAAGCGGCUUGACCGACGCAUGGUGGAGUGCUUAGGGGGGAAGGUGGCAGAGCCACUUGCUGAAGAGGUUAAAUCGGUGGUGGUAGGACUUCUCACAGAGAGUCGCAAAGAUCCUGAGUUGACAACUGCCGGUAGCCCGGUGAUGCAGGCUCCCGUCAUUUCCAUGACCCCCAAACCCGGAAAGAAACUGGGCACCACCAAGAAGAAAGGUUUUGGAGGCGCACAAAAGGUGGAGGGAAGCAUCAAAGAAACCUCGGACCCAGUUCCUCAUUCCCUGCUUCAUGACGAGACAACGCCGACCGGUGUGGUUGAUGCGGAGGCGAAGGCGUUCAUCACUGAUGCAUCUCGUCCUGCGAACCCGGCGGAUCGUUUUCGUGGAUUGGGCAACCCCGCAUUCCAAAAAGAGGCACCACCUGCGGACAUGAGGAGCGGGCCGGAUUUUGCAGGGUUGGGAUCGCAACCGUACCAACCCCAAGCCGAUCGUGCUGAGGGUGGAGGCCUGCAGGACACACUCUGGCAAGUGUCAGAGGCCUGGGAUUCCCUUAAGGAGUCCGCAAUUCGAUCUCGCGAAGAGUGGGGCAAUAAGGUGCGGGACUUCCUGGAUGAUCUCUAA
Messenger RNA from Trypanosoma rangeli, 954 nucleotides. Its product is annotated as putative ADP-ribosylation factor GTPase activating protein. Lineage: Eukaryota; Euglenozoa; Kinetoplastea; Trypanosomatida; Trypanosomatidae. Gene Ontology annotation, molecular function: GTPase activator activity. The coding region runs from base 1 to 954 and encodes 317 amino acids. The transcript has a single exon. The record is from RefSeq and is a predicted model, not a curated record. Gene Ontology annotation, biological process: COPI coating of Golgi vesicle.